Messenger RNA from Pyricularia oryzae 70-15, 1292 nucleotides. Its product is annotated as MIPC synthase. The transcript has 2 exons. The coding region runs from base 33 to 1097 and encodes 354 amino acids. Gene Ontology annotation, biological process: mannosyl-inositol phosphorylceramide biosynthetic process. The record is from RefSeq and is a predicted model, not a curated record. Gene Ontology annotation, molecular function: mannosyltransferase activity. Lineage: Eukaryota; Fungi; Ascomycota; Sordariomycetes; Magnaporthales; Pyriculariaceae.
CAGACAUUCUCACUACCGACUUCUCCGAUCCGAUGCGGGCGCACCUGCCGCACCGCCGUCGCGUCUUGACAUGGCUCGGCUACGCGAUCUCGGCUGGAGUCAUCUUCUGGCUCCUCUACAUUGUGGUCCGGCUGCUUGCGUUUGCGCAGUUGUUUGGUAAACUGGGACCGCAUGCCGGAAUCGCCGUCACUCAGUCGCAAGUACUCGAAGCACACGACAACCACGCCGAGCCUGUCAUUCCGAGGAUAAUACAUCAAAUCUAUCACAAUUGGAAGGAUCCAACAAGCAAGCAGCUGCCAGAGGACUGGGAGGCUGCACGUCAGACGUGUAUUGACAAAAACCCUGGAUGGGAUGUCAAGAUCUGGCACUCCCAGGACUCCCUCGCAUUCAUCGCCAACGAAUACCCUUGGUUCCUCUCGACGUACGAAGGCUACAAGUAUCCGAUACAACGUGUCGAUGUCAUGCGCUACUUUCUCGUUCGCAAAUACGGUGGCAUAUACAUCGAUCUAGACAAUGGAUGCGAAGCUUCACUCGAGCCCUUUCGCAGCCUACCGGCCUUUACCACCGACGGGGGUCUUGGAGCGUUGAGCAACAACAUCAUCGGAGCGCAGCCCGAACACCCUUGGACCCGCAUGUUGACGGAGAACCUCGAAGCCUACAACUGGAAUUGGCUGCUGCCAUACGCAAGGGUCAUGUACAACAGCGGACAAUGGUAUCUGACAGCCAUGUGGGAACAAUACCACGCGAGGCUUCGGGAAGGGAGUGUAGCGCCGUACCCGGGCUCAAACUGGGCGAAACUCCACCGCGUCAUGAUGGACGAGCGUGAGGGUGCCGACCGGUGGGUGUUUUGGAACCACGCAGGUCACGGUGGGACUUGGGGAGCAGGAGACGACUGGUUCUGGGCCUGGCUGGGCCGGCACUGGAUCGAAGCGGUCGUCGAGGCCAUUGCUGCCGUUGUUGCGCUCCUAACGAGCUUUGCUUGCUGUCUCAAGUGUGCAAGGCGCAGGAGACUGCGACGCAUAGUGGAUAGAGGAUACAAGUAUGCAAAAGUUGAAGACGAUGUUGAUGUGGAGCUGUUGGGUGGCAGGUAUUGUUGACAAGUCUGAGCUUGAUCACGGUGAUCCGGAAGUCAUUGGACGUCUGCAUGUAUUGGUCUGACUGGUAGAUCAGACAAGACCUGGCCUGUGAGCUGGUCAUUCUUAUCAAAACCUGACUGGCCUAUGGUAGCAGGAAGCAAAUACGACAGCGGACAAUUUGUAUUGGUAUAAUAGAGAAUGAGGUUUGGAUAUCGG